AUGAUUUUUAGUAAAAUAUUUAAUAAUAUAUCAAGACAUCACAUAGAACAAAUUAUUCAAUUAAAAAGAAGUAAAUUCCGAUUAACGAGAAGAAAUUUUAAUAAUUAUAAAUGUGAAAAUAUGAAGGAUCAAAAUCAUGUAGUUAAGGAAAACGCUACACCAUUAUACAAAAGCUACAAAGGUCAUGAUUUAAAAAUAGAAUAUGAAAAUGAUUAUUUCUUAGUUGUAAAUAAACCAUAUGAUAUUAAAUUAGAGAAGGGGAAGCUUGAUGAUAUUUAUCCGUCUGUAGAAACACUGCUUCGAAAAAAAAGAAAUUUAAAUACGUUCAGAAUGUGUGGUCAACUGGAUUAUGCUACAAGUGGACUUUUAAUUAUUGCGAAAGAUAAAUUAAGCUCGAAUAUUUUAAAUUAUAAUAUCGAAAGUAAAAAUAUAAGCAAGAUAUAUCUAGCUAUAUUAUAUGGGCAUUUACCGCUUGAUGUUUUACAUAUAAAUGUUCCAAUAAGUAAAGUUAAAAAUGAAUUUAAAAUGAAAUUAUGUUAUAAUUACAAUGAUUAUUAUGAUACUGGAAAAUAUUGUUAUAGUUUAAUUUAUCCAUAUAAGCAUACAUAUUUAAAAAAUGAAAAAGUAACUCUAUGUGAGCUUCGAACAAUCACAGGAAGAAGACAUCAAUUAAGAUUACAUUCCAUAUGCUUAGGUAGUGGAAUAGUUGGGGAUGAAACAUAUUUUGAAGAUAUGAUUGAAAAUAAAUAUAAAAUUAAUUAUAUGAACAGUUCAGGUAAAAAUAUUACUACUAACAAUUAUAAUAUUACAGAUUAUAUAGAUAAUAAAAAGGAUGAAAUUAAUAUUGAAAAAUUGAAUAUGGAAAAAUAUGUAAAAAACAAAAUUGAUGCAGAAAGGAUGAUGUUACAUUGUUGGAUAAUAAUAAAAAAUGAAAAUAUAAAAGUAGAAAAUAAAUUAAAUAAAAGUGAGAAUAUAAAUAUUCUAGAACAAAAAAUUUUUGAUAAAGAUUAUAUAAUAUGUGAUGAUGUGUUAAGUGAAUUUGUAAAUGAAAAACCACGAACGUUUGAUGAUUGUUUUUUAAAAAAUAAUUAUUUAAUUAAUCAUAAUUUUAUUAAUUAUAAUGUUAAAAAUAUUAAUAAAAAUAUUCAAAAAGUUGAUAGGAAGUUAAAAAAAGAAAAAUACGCAUAUGAUGCUUUAUUACAUAAUUCUUUAAUCCUUGAAAAUUCAAGACAGGAAAAGUUCGAAAAUUUUGUAAAAGAAAAUAAAAAAUAUCAAACAAAUCAAACAAAUCAAACAAAUCAAACAAAUCAAACAAAUCAAACAAAUCAAACAAAUCAAACAAAUCAAACAAAUCAAACAAAUCAAACAAAUCAAACAAAUCAAACAAAUCAAACAAAUCAAACAAAUCAAACAAAUCAAACAAAUCAAACAAAUCAAACAAAUCAAACAAAUCAAACAAAUCAAACAAAUCAAACAAAUCAAACAAAUCAAACAAAUCAAACAAAUAUGGAAUAUGGAAAAUCAGAAAAUUGUAAAACUGAAAUAAUUGUAGAAAAUUUUCAAAAAUUUGAAAAAAAAAAACACGAAAAUAAUUCCAAGGAUUUAAAAUCUGAGAAUAUUGAAAAAGUUGAUGUAACAGAAACAUUUAUAAAUAACAAAGUGAUAGAUCAAAAUAGUAUUUAUUCUGUUAAAAAUGAUAAAUAUCAAAAUCCGAAUAAUUUAUUUGAUGACAUUCAUGAUAGUGUCAAUAAGUUUAAUUGGGGGUAA
Molecule: messenger RNA, 1767 nt
Organism: Plasmodium yoelii
Lineage: Eukaryota; Apicomplexa; Aconoidasida; Haemosporida; Plasmodiidae
Product: ribosomal large subunit pseudouridylate synthase, putative
Exons: 2
Coding region: 1-1767 (588 amino acids)
Biological process (GO): pseudouridine synthesis
Molecular function (GO): pseudouridine synthase activity; RNA binding
Source: RefSeq, a predicted model, not a curated record